UCGGGUACUUCAAUAUUCGAAUUGCUGUACUGUUCAACAGUUCUGUUUAUGAGAUGGCAACUGGAAAUGACAAGCAAGAAUUAAACAAAAUUCUUCAAAGCAAUGCAUUCCAGCAAUGUGUGGAUCAUCUAAAGAAAUAUGAGACGGUAAAACCUGUAGAUAAAACACUUGUAGAUCAAUUGAAACAACGUCUCCGUGAAGCUGUCACUCCAGAAUUGAUUUUUGAUCUCUUAGCAGAUGUUCUUGACUUGAUAGGUGGAUGUGUGCCUGUUGCUGGUGCUCCGCUCUCCAUAGCAUCUUUUUUAAUUAAAGGAUUUUUGUUUUUGUUUGGGGUCCUGUCCAACAAGUCAUCCAAAAUAAAAGUCUUUGAACAGCAGACAUACAUAGCCGUUAACAUUCAGAGAAAAGCAUUUGCCGUACAAAGUGCUUUAUCUUCCUCCAUUCGCUACCUCCAGAGGAUACAGACACGAAAUCUCAACGAUCAUGAAAUCGAUAUACUGCAAAGUCAGGUACCGCGGAAUACGGGCGACGAGUUUUUUGCAGAACUUGAACAAACAAUAAAUGACCUUCAAAGAGGCGAGAAAGAAAAGAACACAAGAGAGACGGAAGACCAAACGACUGAUAAGAUAGCAGGAAACAAGACAGAGGAGGAAGAUAGGAAGACAGGAGAGAAAGAAGAGGAACAGGAAGAGCAUACGUUACAAAGAUGCAAUGCUAUCAUCGCCCUCAUUGAUCUUUAUUGUGUUCUGUCCUGUUUGAGAGAGUUUGUUUUGUUUUACUUUGUAACAGUCUUUGCAAACAACAGAGUUUCUGAGAAUAUAACAAAGAGUUACCUUGAGAGACUACAAAAAUUCAAAAACAACAGAGAAGCUCUUUUGAAAGUUCUUUAUGAACCAGAAGCGAAGUAUGCAAGUGUGGCUGCCGUUUUCCUUCCGAAAAAAUGGUCAAAGCUUCGUCAUCAACUCGGAUCGCGUCUCGACCUGUGUGACUUGCUUGAUCGUCCACUACAUAUCAUUUCUGCGGCUAAGAAAGAGUUCGCCAUGUUUAGAUAUGAUCCUAAUGUUAGAAAGCUAUUCACGCAGACGAGAUACGUUCGCGUCAUGGCAAACAUUGAAACGAAAUUUGUGUUACAUUCUGAGGGUGAUCAAGAUUUCAAAAUAUAUCUCAGUGGGCAUCAAAACAUGAUGUGGAAGAUAAGUUCAGAUCAACUAGAGGUUUCUAUUGAGAGACCAUCAAGCAAGGGUGAUUAUUUCAAUAUCGUUCGGCUAUCAAACGGAAAUGUUAUGUUUUCAUCACAAAAGCGGCCGACUUGCUUCAUCAAAAUGGAAAAUGCAAAAGAUGACGCGCGACUGGGUGUAGCAAACAACGGAUUUGACAAGAAUUGUCAAUGGAAAAUUAUCGACUAA
Messenger RNA from Mizuhopecten yessoensis (Yesso scallop), 1406 nucleotides. RefSeq lists its product as uncharacterized. Lineage: Eukaryota; Metazoa; Mollusca; Bivalvia; Pectinida; Pectinidae. The record is from RefSeq and is a predicted model, not a curated record. Bases 54 to 1406 code for a protein of 450 amino acids. The transcript has 2 exons.